Molecule: messenger RNA, 1843 nt
Organism: Hyposmocoma kahamanoa
Lineage: Eukaryota; Metazoa; Arthropoda; Insecta; Lepidoptera; Cosmopterigidae
Product: esterase FE4-like
Exons: 3
Coding region: 24-1664 (546 amino acids)
Source: RefSeq, a predicted model, not a curated record
UCUGGUAUUGUUGAGACAACAAAAUGCAUACUAUUUUUCUAUCCGUUUGGACAUUUUUGCUACUGUGCAAUGAGAGUAUUGCGAGUCCCAGGAUAGAUCCUUUAGUAGAAACCAAGGUUGGCCUCAUACGAGGCCUAAGCGCAAGUGAUGGUGACUAUUCAAUGUUCUUAGGCAUACCUUUUGGCGUAGUUAAUGAAUCCAACCCUUUUGGACCUUCAACGCCGUAUCCAGAUUUUGAAGAAACAUUUGAAGCGUAUUACGAUUCUGGAAUGUGUCCACAAACGCAAUUCGGGGACAUAGUUGGUUCAUUGGACUGUUUGCAACUUAACAUUUACGUGCCAAAAUCAGCUAGCUCUCAAAACCGUGUACCCGUCCUGGUGUGGAUUCAUGGUGGAGGUUUUUCAGGUGGUUCUUCAAAUCAUUAUGGUCCGAAAUUUCUUGUCAGGCAUGAUAUUAUUUUAGUAACAAUUAAUUAUCGCCUUGGACCUUACGGUUUUAUGUGCCUUGGAAUACCUGAAGUUCCUGGUAAUCAAGGACUUAAAGAUCAGGUACUAGCUUUACGGUGGAUUAAUGAUAAUAUACAUUCAUUUGGUGGAGACGUGAACAAAAUAACUUUAAUGGGGGAGAGUGCAGGCGCGAUGUCCAUUGAUUUACACUUGCAUUCAGCACAAGACAGACUUUUUAGAAAUGCCAUUCUGCAAAGUGGAGUGACUUCCUUGCCGGGCUUAGUAAGGCUUCCGAGACCAGAAUUAUCCUUGCAGUUAGCAGAGAAACUUGGUUUUGUAACAGAAGAUGUACUUCAAUCCUUGACAUUUUUGGCAACAAUUGACUCUCAUCUAGUGAUAGCAGCUGCUUCUUAUAUGGAUUUUGGGAGUUUCUUUCCAUGUGUUGAAGAAAAGUUUGAUAAUAUAGAAAGAUAUAUAUAUGAUUACCCAGUUAACACUGGUGUACCUAAUGUGGCAAGUAUGCCCGUGCUAAUUGGAUUCAAUGACAAGGAGGGGUUAGGCCAAUAUGCAAAUAAAAAUUCUGAAUACUUUCAAAUACACGGUGAUUUAUUUGCAAACCAUUUAAAUAAUGGUUUUGAUUUUGAUGACGACAAACUUAACGAAAUGGAAACAUUAGUACGACACUUCUACCUUGGUGACGAGAAAAUAAGUGAAGACGUCAAAUUAGCUAUUAUAGACAUGGUUUCAGAUUUUUGUUUUAAUCAUCCGAUUCAAAGAAUUAUAGCAAAGUACCUCGAAAAUGGAGCAAAUAAUAUUUACCACUAUGUUUUUUCCUACAAUGGAGGAAGAAAUUCGAUGUCGGGGACAAGUAACAGAACAAUUGAAGGUGCAUCGCAUGGCGAUGAACUCGGAUACCUAUUCGAUUUAAGUCAAUUGCAAGAAGCACCAACACCUGAAGAUCAACUAGUAAUAGAUGGAAUGACUACGAUGUGGGCAAAUUUUGUUAAGUACAGCAACCCAACUCCACAAGUGACAGAAUUGUUACCAGUACGAUGGAAUCCAAUUGUGAAGAGUUCUCCUUAUUAUUACAUAAAUAUUGGCUCAGAAUUAAAAUUAGAACAGAGGCCUUUUCACAACAGGAUGGCAUUUUGGGAUCUCUUCUAUAAAUUAAACGAAAACUACUUAGGAGGUUUCAUGACUAAUAUGCAAUAUUGUUAAUAGUUUUCCUUUAUAAAUAUAUAAAACACGGAUAUAAUGAGGUGAGGCGAGGGGGAAUAGGAAAAAUUGCAGACGAAAUGGAAACCAGUGUACUUUUCGACGAUACAUUUAUUACUAACUAACCUAACCUUACACCUUUCAUUACAUAAUAUAAUUAACUGUAACGAAGUACUAACAUA